Messenger RNA from Betta splendens (Siamese fighting fish), 3029 nucleotides. RefSeq names its product tripartite motif containing 25, like (gene trim25l). The coding region runs from base 188 to 2668 and encodes 826 amino acids. The record is from RefSeq and is a predicted model, not a curated record. The transcript is spliced from 17 exons. NCBI's taxonomy places the organism in Eukaryota, Metazoa, Chordata, Actinopteri, Anabantiformes, Osphronemidae. Gene Ontology annotation, molecular function: protein binding; zinc ion binding.
UACAACACAGAAGAGGGAUGAAACGCUGACAUCUAGUGACGAGCAUUUCAUUACUCUAUAUUCGUACAGUGCACUAAACUAAGUUCACCUGUUUUGUGAAAACCAACAGCAGAAAAAUCCCCCAUUAGCUGUGUGCUUGUUGGAUUCGCCUACUUUGAGGCGCUACCAGUUGUCUCGCAGUGUUACCAUGAGUAAACUGUGGACGGAGGAGCAGUUCAAUUGUCCCGUGUGUCUGGAUCUCCCCAAUGAUCCAGUCACCAUUCCCUGUGGGCACAGCUACUGUAUGGCCUGCAUUAAGGACUUCUGGACCAAGGAUGAGCCUAAGGGGAUCUACAGCUGCCCCCAGUGCCGCCAGACCUUCUGCCCCAAGCCCUCCCUGUCCAGGAACACCAUGCUGGCUGAAGCUGUGGAGCAGCUCCGCAAGGGCGCCCUCAAAUCGGACGUCCGCGAAUCCAUGCGCAGCGCCCGCGGGGUCGCCUCCUCCUCGUCCAAGUCCAAGGGGAAGCUGUCGUCCUCGGCGGUGCCGUGCGACAUGUGCAAAGGGGAGCGGCGGGCCGCCGUCAAGAGCUGCCUGGUGUGUAUGAGCUCGUACUGCGAGGCCCACCUGAAGCCCCACCAGACCCAGAAGGCCCUGAAGCAGCACGAGCUCAUCGCGCCCACGGGCGACCUGGCCGAGAAGAUCUGCACCCAGCACAAGUACCUGCAGGAGUUCUUCUGUCGCCAGUGCAAGGUGUUCAUCUGCUGGCUGUGCACCAGCAACCAGCACAAGGGCCACGAGAGCGUGUCCACCAAGGUGGAGCGUCUGGAGAAACAGAAAGUGCUGUCAGAGUUGCAGAAUGAGAAUCAGCAGAGGCUGAAAGUCAGGGAGCAGGAGCUGAAGGACAUGAAGAAGAUGAUGGAGGCAGUGAAGCAUUCGUCAGACAAGGUGCACGGCGACACCGAGCAGGUGCUGUCGGAGCUGCAGCGCUCCGUGGAGCGGCUGCAGGAGCUGCUGGAGGAGGCGCUGGACCAGGCCGUGCUGGAGAAGAUGGGCCAGGCCGGAGACGUGGUGGCAAGCCUGGAGGCCGAGGUCCAGGAGCUGAGGAGGAGGGACACGGAGCUGAAGGACCUGGUCCACUGUGAGGACCACAUCCACUACCUGCAGACGUACGAGUCCAUGUGCGGCCCCGUGGAGUCGGGGGACCUGCCUCCUGUUGUGGUCAAUGCAGAAGCUUCCUUUGAGCCGGUACGAGAAGCCGUCCUGGACCUCAGGGAGCGAGUGGAGAACCUGUGCAACCAGGAGCUGGGCAAGAUCACCAAAAAAGUAAACGACACAACGCUGUUCACUCUGAAAGACUCGAACCGGGGUGCUGGGCAGAAAGCGCUUCUGAAGCUGUUUUCUGGACUGGGUUCUCGUAACACGAGCAGCCGCUCGCCAGGUCCUGCAGCUUCUUUACCUAACAUCUCGGUUGGUGCACGGAGUACUGACAAGAAAGGCCUGGGCCUCAAAGGUCCAGAUGUGAGGAGCAGAGACGUGCCACAAGACACAACGAACAGAAGCUCAUCCAGACCGCGGCAGAGACCGAGGAGAGAGGAGCGAGACACAGCGAGGGAGACCAACUCCAGACCCAGUCCUCAACCCAGCCCGACUCCGAGCCGCAGGGAGUCCCAUUCCCUCUGGAGCAGGUCCAGUCAGAGUAGCAGAGCAGCCCCUGCUGCCGACCAGAGCCACACUAUGACCCCAGCCACGCCAAGCCCUGCUCCUGCUCCUGCUCCUGCUCCUGCUCCUGCUCCUGCUCCUGCUCCUGCUCCUGCAUCUGCAUCAACUGGCGGUUUCAGCCGGAUGGCAUCGAUCACCAGCCUCUUCCGCUCCCAUCGCCGUGGCAACCAAGCCACUCCGGCUACUCCCAUCAGCAGCACAGCGUCAGCAGGAGGAAACCAGUGGGGGAUGGCCGCUCUGCCUGAGACUCCAACACAAGUGAACCCCAGCCUGUUCCUGGACUCACCCACCUCUGAUCCCAGCGACCAAGUUCCUGUUUUUCCUGGAUUGAGAGAAAUCAACAUCGAUAGCAUCCAGGCCCCAGAGCCGAGGACCAGGGAGGAGUUCCUGCAGUACUCUGUGGACAUGACCCUUGACCCCAACACGGCCCACCGCCGGCUCGCUCUGUCUGAGAACAACGCCAAAGCCACGCUGCAGGCGGCGCAGCAGCCCUACCCCGACACGCCGCAGCGCUUCGACGGCUGGACCCAGGUGCUGUGCCAGAGCCCGCUGUACGCCCAGCGCUGCUACUGGGAGGUGGAGUGGAGAGGCCGCGGCUCCUCCAUGGGCGUGGCCUACGGAGCAUUGAGCAGGAAGGGGGCAGACGCCCGGUCGGGGCUGGGUUACAACCCCCAGUCCUGGAGCCUGGAGUUAUCAGACACCUGCUGCUCCGCCAUGCAUGACAAUCAGAAGAAGGAUAUACCGGUCACCUACUCCCCGCGCGUGGGCAUCUACCUGGACCUGUCCACGGGGUCGCUGGCGUUCUACAGCGUGGCGGAGAGCAUGACCCACCUCCACACCUUCCGGGCCAACUUCACCCAGCCGCUGUACCCGGCCUUCGGGGUGGGAAGCGGAGUCGGGGUGGGCCUGGACUUUGCCCUCGGCCAGUUUAGCUCCAGUACUGACAGCGUUAGGAUCUGUCCCAUGUAAGGACGCGGCCAGGGAGGUGCAGAACGGGGAAGUAAGAAGGUCCAGGGAAACAGUGACUGAAGGUUUUUGGAACAUUUGGUUUCACCUGUCCUACUUUUUCAUACGUUAAUGCACUUGCAUAGAAGACGUAUCUUCAAAGAGGAAUCAUCAGCGAUUACAGGUUUAUUAGGGUGUAUGAUGAAUGCUACAGUAGAAACAGUGAUGAGCUUUGAUAGCUAUCUUUUAUGAUGAGAAUCAUCCAGAAUCACUGUCGCUAUUUCAAGUAAUCAGUGAGACUGUGUUAUGCCAUGACCGCAAAAUGGAAAAUGUUCAGUGUGCAUGCUUAUGUUAACAUAAUUAUUUAUUAAAGGGUUGGAGAGGG